GGUUUCCACCCCCAUAUGCCCGCUACUCGCUAUACUGUCACUGCCAAGGCCCUUGGCGCCGCCAUGUGGUUUUGGGUCAUGUACAAGGCCAAGGAAGAAGGCCCCGUUGUCCUUGGUCUCCGUCAUCCUUGGGAUGGCCAUGGUCACGGACAC
Gamsiella multidivaricata is the source of this 153-nucleotide messenger RNA. RefSeq lists its product as uncharacterized. Gene Ontology annotation, cellular component: mitochondrial inner membrane. The record is from RefSeq and is a predicted model, not a curated record. NCBI's taxonomy places the organism in Eukaryota, Fungi, Mortierellomycota, Mortierellomycetes, Mortierellales, Mortierellaceae. The transcript has 2 exons. The annotation marks the transcript as partial.